CUUUUCUUUCUUUCCAUCUUUUGCUCCUUCAUUUCCUCUCUUUUUACAUUUCUUUCUCUCUCUUUCCUUUCUUUUUUUUUUCUUUUUUUUCCUUUCUAUUUUCUCUCUCCCCAAACACAAAACCUCAAAAUUACAAAAAGAAAAGGCUUUCUUUUUUGUAAUCUCUCCUUUGUCAGAUCUCUCGAUGUUUUGCUCUUUCUAUUCUCGGAUCCUUUUCCUUAUAGCUCAAAAAUUGAGGUUUUCCAUUUUCGCUUUUGUCUUAGCUCUCACUUCAAUCAGGAAUCAUUAUUGAGCUCAAAAUUUUUUUUUUGGCAGUUUUCCCCCAAAUUUUGCAUCUUGUUAAGGCAGCAUUUCAAUAAAGGACUGUCAUGGUUGAUCCACUUAUAGCUUGUCGCGAUGUAUAAAGAGUGAGCAUGUAUUUUAAAACAAAAAUAAUGAACCUGUUGGAGUUGGAGUGCAAGUAUGGAAAAGUGAGCGGAAAAAAGGCAUGGUCUUUAUUUCUUCUUCCUUUUUUGUUGUUUAUAUAUGUAUUUUAAUUUUGCGUGUAUUCUAUAUAUUUUUUUUCAGGUUUUGUGUUUUGGAUGGUUCAUCCCUGUUGCUAAGGCUUUGUGUGUGAUUACAAAGAGAUGAGUCACACAAAACAUGAGCGGGAAGAUGGAAUGCUCUCUAAGGAUCAGACAGAAUCGCCAUAUAUCGAUGAUGGUAGCUGUGGAGGAGGUGGAGCUGGGGGAGUUGUUCUGAAGAAAGGACCGUGGACAUCAGCUGAAGACGCGAUUUUGAUUGACUAUGUGAAGAAGCAUGGUGAAGGCAACUGGAAUGCUGUUCAGAAGCACUCUGGACUAUUUCGUUGUGGAAAGAGUUGCCGCUUACGUUGGGCUAAUCACCUGAGGCCGAACUUGAAGAAAGGGGCAUUUACUCAAGAAGAAGAACAGCUGAUCAUUGAACUCCAUGCAAAGAUGGGAAAUAAAUGGGCUCGGAUGGCAGCACAUUUGCCUGGUCGUACGGAUAAUGAGAUAAAAAAUUACUGGAAUACCCGGAUUAAGAGACGCCAACGUGCUGGGUUACCUCUGUAUCCUCCUGAAGUGUGCUUGCAAGCACUGCAGGAGAGCCACAGUACCAGUGUGGUUAAUGGAUUGGAUAAAGGACCUAAUGAUAUCUUGCAGAACAAUAGCUAUGAGAUACCUGAUGUCAUAUUUGACAGUUUAAAGGCCAAUCAAAAUGUGCUUCCUUAUGUUCCUGAGCUUCCUGUUUUAUCCGCUAGCAGCAUGCUGAUGAAAGGUCUAGGUUCUUCUCAAUAUUGUGGUUUUAUGCAACCAACGAUCCAUCGCCAGAAGCGUCUUCGGGAGUCACCAGCCUUUUUUCCUGGUUACACUGGUGCUGUUAAAAACGAAUGCCCUUUGUUUAUGCAGUUUCAAGAUGAUAUAUCAGACAAGGCUGCUGGAUCCUUUGGGCUGUCUUUUCCAAUUGAACCAGAUCCUGCAACAAAGAACUCCCAGCCUUUUGGUGUAUUCCCAGGUAGCCAUGCCCUUUCAAAUGGCAAUUUCUCUGCUUCAGAGCCCCCUUUGGAGGCUGUGAAGUUGGAGCUCCCUUCACUCCAAUAUCCAGAAACUGAAUUAGGUAACUGGGGCACAUUAACUUGCCCACCACCUUUACUUGAGUCUGUUGAUGCUUUUAUCCAGUCACCACCUCCAACCAGUGGACUGGAGUCCGAUAGUCUUUCUCCCCGUAAUAGUGGCCUGCUGGAUGCUUUACUUCAUGAGGCAAAAACUCUAAGCAGUGCAAAGAAUCAUGCAUCUGACAAAAGUUCAAAUUCAUCUACCCCCGGUGAUAUAGCUGAAGGUUCAAAUUUCAACAUUUGUGAGACGGAAUGGGAAAAGUGUGGUGAACCUCUUUCUCCAAUGGGUAAUUCAGCAACUUCUCUUUUCAGCGAGUGUAUCAGUGCAAGUGGCAGUUCAUUGGAUGAACAGCCACCUGCUGAAACUGUUACAGAGUCCCAUCUGAAAUCCGAACCAGCUGACUGUGUUUUGACCCCAGAGAUACAAAAAGAGGCUCCUAUUCGGUUGGACAGUAGUCGCCCCGAUACUUUACUUGCUUCAAAUUGGCUAGAGCAGGGUUCUGGUUACGAUAAGGACCAAGCCAUCUUGACCAAUGCCAUAUCAAGCCUUCUUGGCGAUGAUUUGCGUAAUGAGUACAAGAAUAUGGCAGAAGGAACAUCUAUUUCAAGUCAAGCAUGGGGUCUCGAUUCUUGUGCAUGGAAUAACAUGCCUGCUGUCUGUCAAAUGUCUGAACUCCCUUGAGAUCUGCUAUCGCAAUUGUAUGAACUUCUCUGAAGCUUUUUUUGUUUGUUUGUUUCAUUCAUUCCAUGAUUUGAUGUGGGUAGGCAAUCGGACCUGAUGUACUGAAAGUUCAUUUGGGGUUGAGAUCAUCGUAAUAUGGUACCAGUCAUGGAUGUUUUUGGUCUGUUGUCUAUGAUGUUUUUUUUUUCUUUUUUUUUUUUUCUGUCAGAACUGUUGAAUGCAUGCAUGCCGAUAUGGAGCUCUGAGGUAUACAAAUGCAUUCUAGAUGUUGUUAUAACUUUUAGAAUAACCAUGCUCUUUUAGCAUGGACUCCCCAGACAAUGGUUUGCUAUGCGAUGCACAUGUCUUAAGUGAAAUGCUUAUUUGUGGUAGGGUUGUCAAUGGUGUCCGGUGGAGGGAAACACUAUUUUAAUUUAUAGCUAGAUCUCAAAAAUUGUCUCCAUUCAUAUACAAUCUGUAGAAUUCGAGCUUGAUUUGAAGUUGAAGAUUAAAAGUUCAGCUUGAA
Molecule: messenger RNA, 2802 nt
Organism: Gossypium arboreum
Lineage: Eukaryota; Viridiplantae; Streptophyta; Magnoliopsida; Malvales; Malvaceae
Product: transcription factor MYB33-like
Exons: 5
Coding region: 627-2297 (556 amino acids)
Source: RefSeq, a predicted model, not a curated record